AUGAAUACUGUUUAAUUAAAUUAGUCAUAUAGGUAAGUUUCACCUCAAGCGAUAGAAGCCCUAAAAUCCCUCGAGUAAUUAUACAAAAUCUCAAAUGCAAAAAUAGUUAAAAGAAUUAAUACAAUAUCUCCAAUAAAACUUUUCUAAAAUGAUAGAUAACUUACUGUUUUUGAUAAUAACCCAAAAACAAGAUUACCUAAGUAACAAUUUAAUUAAACACUCAAUCAAACUGAUAGAGUAUAACCUCAACAUAAUCGAAAUAUUUCAUCUGAAAUUCAGAAUUUUAGAUAAUAAAUUCAAGAUAAUAUUUUACUCUAAACUGUCAUAUCAAAAUAUGAGUCCUCUCCAAAAAUGAAUACUCCUGUCAAAACAUCUGGAACAUAGACUCCUACUAUGUUUAUUCGUAAUUCAUGUGAUAAUAUCAAAUCACCAAAUUAGUAAGAUUCUCGAGAAAACAAGUCGUCAUAAUUAAAUCUGAUACAAAAGAAAAAACUCAUUCUAAAUCAAAUUUUAUAACUUGAUAAUGAAAUCAAAUUAAUGCAGGAUGAAGAAGUAAAAAGACAAUUAGAUCCUUUGCAGGAAAAAAGAUUAAAUUAAAAAUCAAUAACUCCUAUUUCAAUUAAAGAAUCUUUAGAAAAACAUGUAAGUAAUAGUACUUUUAUGUAAAAAUUAAAUGAAUGGAUGAAGAAAAAGAGAACUACUCAUAUAGAUGAAAAUUAAUAAUAAGAACAAACUAGUUUUACAUAGAAUUCUGUUUUAAGGGAUGUAUGAUAAUACAUUAUUCUUAGUGUACUUUUAAUGGAAAUUUGACAUUUAAAGAGAGUAACUAUGAAUCAUUUUAUGAUCGUAAUUAGAAAUGUAAAAAGAAAAUGAAUAUCAAUAAACAAAAGAUAAAAAAUUAAAAAUCUAUGAUUUAAUUGAAAAAAGAAUCAAAAUCUCCAAAUUAAAAAGUUCCUAGACCAAAUUCAUCAGAAUUGAAAUGUUGGAUAAGAGGAAAAGAAUUAAAAAAGUCUCAAUCUCCUACAUAUAAUAGAAUAUAAUAAUAAUUAUCAAAAAAACUUCGUUUUUGA
Paramecium pentaurelia is the source of this 1070-nucleotide messenger RNA. NCBI's taxonomy places the organism in Eukaryota, Ciliophora, Oligohymenophorea, Peniculida, Parameciidae. The record is from the annotation of a GenBank genome assembly.